AUGGGGAGGGUGUUCAAGAAGUUCCGUCUACAGAAGGCAAAGGAGCGAAGAAUCGGGCGAGAAAGGCCAAGGAUAGGCAAGCUACGGGAAAUAGCAAGCCAUAGAAAGGAGCACGACAGCGUUGAGAAGAUUUUUUAUUGCCUCAGUGUUUCUGGCCGAAGAAGAAUGGCAUACCGAAGAAUACUGGACUUGGAUGAGCUCGAACUGCAGAAGAACAUAUUUCUUGUGUCUGAGAAGAUACUGGGCACAGUUGUAAGCUUUGAUCCCAUAGACAAGCUGUUCUAUCCUGUAAUGAAACGAAUACUCGGGUUGAAAAACAGCUCUGCAAUACACGGCAUGCUGAUUGACUAUUUUACUGCAUCGAUUCUUUGCAGUGUGAAGUAUCAAGAGUUUGGCAUGUUUUUACUUAGACAUGCUCCUCAGCUGCUGUUCAGCAACAAGGACAGAAUUGCUGGCAUUCUUCCGAAUGGAGAGCUCAGGGCAGGGAUUGAAGGUCUGAAGAGCAGGCACAGGUGCCCUGUAGUCAAAUUCGACCAAAAAUACACACUGCUGAAGGCAAAUGUGCUGCUGGAUUGA
Messenger RNA from Ordospora pajunii, 576 nucleotides. RefSeq lists its product as uncharacterized. Lineage: Eukaryota; Fungi; Microsporidia; Ordosporidae. The coding region runs from base 1 to 576 and encodes 191 amino acids. The transcript has a single exon. The record is from RefSeq and is a predicted model, not a curated record.